This is a messenger RNA of Parnassius apollo (apollo), 999 nucleotides long. Lineage: Eukaryota; Metazoa; Arthropoda; Insecta; Lepidoptera; Papilionidae. The record is from the annotation of a GenBank genome assembly.
AUGUCAGAACCAGAACAUCCAGUGCAGUUUUGGGAGUCUCAAUACAGUACUGUUCGAGAUAUAUUGGAACCAGUUAUAUUCAAGCGAAUCAUAAAAAUUUUUGAUUUACCGUCGGAAUCAAAAAAAUAUGAACCUCCAGAAGAAGAUAUUUCACAACUGUCUUCGGAACAAUUUUUUGAAGCAACAUCUUUCAAAGAAGUAAGAGUCACGAAAAUUGGAAAUAUUCAAAAUCCACAUUUCGAUUUUUUAUAUUGCAAUGAAUCGGAAACUGAUAUGAUGAAGUGGGAAUCUAAAUUCAAACAAAAAGAUUUUGAUGUUUCUGCUUCUGAUGAAUUCAAUAAAAAAGCAGAAAUCGCUACUAAAAAAAUUGCGGCAGAAUUUUUCGAGUGGUGGACUGGGUUAGGUAACGAAGAAUAUAAAAGCGAAAUUAGACGUCCAGAAGACAUUGAGGAUUUAUUUCAGGUUUGGUUUGAUGAACAUGCAUCUCAAGGUUUAAGACUCGAGCUAAAAACCCUUCCUUGCGUCAAUCAAAGUAUUGCUGAUUAUGUUGGCGUGCCAAAGGCUUCAUGUCAAAAUUUUCUGAAAAGGCAAAUAGCGUCUGACAUUCGAGCAGAAAGUAGUCCAGCUCAUACAAAAGCAUUUGGUAAAUGUCUGCCACAAAAACUGAAGCACAUUCCUCCGCGAAACAACACUAAGAACAUUUGGCAUGGCGUAAAGAUACCAGAAGAUCUUCGAUCUAUGUCAUGCGUAUGGGGAGAAAUACAGCAUCUAACUUCAACUAAAACCUUUUAUAAAUGGUUAAAAAUGCGACAUUACUUACCAAUGCCACCGUACUUUAAAACAAUGGAUAGUCAUGGUGAAAAGAAGUUGUUUGUAGUGCCAUCAGACUAUGUGGUCCAACAGAAGUCGUCGACAUCCAUAACGCAAGAGUUGGCGUUCCCGGUUUCAGAAUUUAAUUUAGAACUGAAGGAAGAAUUGAGCAAAAUUUUAUAUGAUUAA